Messenger RNA from Orbilia oligospora ATCC 24927, 552 nucleotides. RefSeq lists its product as uncharacterized. The transcript has a single exon. The record is from RefSeq and is a predicted model, not a curated record. Lineage: Eukaryota; Fungi; Ascomycota; Orbiliomycetes; Orbiliales; Orbiliaceae. Bases 1 to 552 code for a protein of 183 amino acids.
AUGGCUGACGUCGAACAACAUUACGGACAAAAAGAAGGGCGCGUUAAUGGUGCUGUUGCUGCUGUUGCGGUUGCGAAGCAGCAGCAGAUCAUGACGCCGUGCCCAUCGCCGGAUGAAGCCAUGUUCGUUGGGGAAGACAGAGCUGAAGAUCUCCAAAAGGCGCGGCUUUCUACUGUUAAUGGAGACGCCGAGCCUACUGAUAUAGUAGUAGUAGCUCCUUCGACGAAUAUAGAUACGGAUCAUGGGACGGCGACUGAUGUUGCCGCUUCUCGGCGGGAGAGUGCUGUUUCUGCUGUUGCUCCUUCUCCUGCUGCUGCUAAUGGUAACGGUAUAAAUACCAUGGCCACUUCACCCGCCGAAAGCGCUCACAGCAGCACCUUCGUUGACGACGAUGCUAUGGUUGUGACUGCUGAUGACACAUCGGCGCCUACUAUCCUAAGCGAUCAAAAAGAUGAGCAACUACGGAAAACAUCUCCAGACUCCAUAAUGAAGGGCCACGAGGACGAGAACGAUCAGGUAAGACUUGUGUUUGGCGAAUUCGAGAUUUCCUAA